CGUGGUCUUCGGCGGCGGAGGCAACGGCGCCGGCGGCGGCAAAACAGUCGGCGGCGUCGACGGGUACGCUGUGUUGAUCGCCACCCGGUGGCAGUCCGUCGACGCGCGUCUUCCGCGGUACAGUUCGAUUCGCACGCAACAGCCGCGCGGUCCUUUGCCGGUGCUCCAAACGCCGAGCGCGCAAACCGCCCGCCCACGAUUUUGGUCGUCAUCGUGAUGUGCGCCCUUCCAACGACAUCGCGUAACUGAAGCGUCAAGUUGAAAUAAUCUUCAAGAAUAACAGACACGGAAAUACAUAGAUAUGAUAACAGAAUAGAAGAAAAAAUCGAAAGUUUACAUACAUUAUUCAUGACGAAGAUUUUCACAAAAUCAUCAAUAUUGAAGGAAUCAGAUACUAUUUUGCGAUACGAUUGAGAAACAAUUAAAUGAAAUAAAAAAAAAAAAUUACUGUAAUGGUAGAUAUUAAAUAUAUUUUAGCAAGCAGUUAAAGACUUCAGUAAAUCAAAACACAAAAAUAAAAACUGUCAUGAAUUACUUCACUUUGCCAUAGAAGAAUAAGCAAAAGAAAAAAAAAGCUGUGUGAUGUCGCUGCACGGUGACGGCGGUAACAUGAGCGCCGAGAGCGGCAGCUUCCUGAUGCCGAAACGGGAUCCGCUGUACAUCGUCGUGCCCAUGAUCAUCAUGUAUUCGGUGAUAUUCGUGACGGGCGUCAUCGGCAAUUCCAUCACGUGCCUGGUGAUCGCCAAACACAAGUACAUGCACACGGCGACCAAUUACUAUUUGUUCAGUCUGGCCGUAUCCGAUCUCAUACUGCUAGUGUCCGGGCUCCCGCAAGAGAUGUGGUCGAUUUGGUCCAAGUACCCAUACAUAUUCGGCGAGAUAUUCUGUCAACUCCGAGGGCUGUUCGCCGAAAUGUCGGCCAACGCGACCGUGCUGACCAUAACGGCGUUCACGGCGGAGCGGUACGUGGCCAUCUGCCAUCCGUUCAUGGCACAGAGCAUGUCGAAACUGUCCCGGGCCGUGAAGCUCAUCGUCAUCAUAUGGCUGGUGGCCGUGAUGUUCGCCAUACCGCAGGCGUUGCAGUUCACAGUCUCGUCGUACGACGGCAUGCCCGAGGUGACGCAGUGUAACAUCAAAACGAUACAGCUGAUGGAUACCGACGUGAAACUGUCCACGGUUUCGUUUACGCUUUCCACGCUACUGUUCUUCGUGCUGCCCAUGACGUUCAUCACGGUGCUGUACGCGCUCAUCGGGCUGCGUCUCCGGCGCUCGGACAAGCUGAAGCGCACGAUAACGGUGCGGUCGUCCUGCGGCGAGAAAAAGAUCUCGUCGCCGGAGUACAGGGCCAACUCGUCAUCGAAAGUGCUUAAAAUGCUCGUGGCCGUCGUCGUGGCGUUCUUUAUCUGCUGGGCCCCGUUUCACGCACAACGGCUGAUUGCCAUAUUCUGGUCCAAUCACGCAUCAUCUAAGGACGAGGACAUUCCGUUCUUGCAUCAGCUUUACGGCAUCACCACGUACGUAUCUGGCGUGCUAUACUACAUGUCCACCACCAUCAACCCGAUUCUGUAUCACAUCAUGUCGUUGAAAUUCCGCACGGCAUUCAAGGAAACCGUGUUACGGUGCUGUGGCGGUGACGGCGACGGACGGCCAAGCAGUCGGAGCGAACAGCUGCGGUGGCAGCGGAGUCGGGGGCAGCUGUUGCACGGCGACGGCGACCCACCGUCUCCUGGAGCGGCCGAUCACGGUCUCGGCGGCGGGCGGUGGUGGCGGCAGGAGUACAGACGGGUGUCCGGCCGGACGGCGUCCACUUCCGUCGAGCUGUCGUCGGACGGAGACCGCGCGGAUGUCGGCACCAGUACGGCCGCAGCCGGGACGACAGCGACCACCGCCGCCGGACUGGCCGAGUGUUGGCGGCGCACGCUGAAGGGCUCGGCGAACGGCGCAGAAGGGAUCGCGGCGCGGCGUGGUUGCGACGGGUGCUCGGGCCGUCCCAGAAACGACGCGGACGACUGUUGCAGCUGCUGCUGCUGCUGCCGCACCGAUAGUUCGACCACGCCCGUCCGGGACGACCGGCUGCCGGCCGCGGCACUCAGUAACUGGACCGUGAUCAGCAACAGCAGUCUCAGGGACGUGGAUGGCGACGAUCUGCGCGACGAACUGGUCGGUUACGCGGUGGACGGGACCGUGGCCAUCACUUCUGCUGUCAUGGCGGACAAUUUCGACGGCAUCGAAAUCGUUGUCGGCCACCGAUCGUAGACUACUGACCUCCGGACGGAUGUCUUAAGGAUCAUCUCGAAUUUUAGACACGCGGUUGCACCGUGCUUUGUCGUCGCUCUACCGGUACUUGUAAACUCAUCCGGCGUAUAAUAGUCUCGAUCUCCCGUGUCCUCUCCAAAUUCGACGAAUGCUCCGGACAUGUUGGAUCGCAAGUGUUGUACGAACGUUAAGAAUGUAUUGAACCCUUUGGAGUCGUUUUCGGUUCACUGCUUCGGUACCAAGGGCGUAUCGAUUUAAAAAAAGGGAGACGAUUUUUACGAUUCAAAGGGUGCGACACUUGGCAAAGAUCAUGCCAGGGCUUAAAAUAUAUUUUAAUCGUUUGGUUUUAAAUAUAUUUUAAAUCGUGACUGGACCGUAACGACUAUGAUGCACCGGAUUCUCAACGAUUAUUUUUCGGGAACGCCAUUUAUAUCUUAAGGGUGGGAUAUUAUUUACCCGUUAUUCCUCCUCAGGAUCCGCCACUAACGCAUAAUUUAUAUCUCAAUAGAGUUCUCGGCAUUGAUAAUUCGCAUUAUGUGUGUGGUCGUGCUUAAAAUUCACCGGCAAGUAUUCAUCGAUUAUGAUGAUUUUGUAAGAACUCAAAUCUUCCAUUAAAUUAAAUUGCUCGCCUUCUCGUCAACGUUCCUCAGAGCAUUGACCUUUAAGUCAUACUUGAUUUGAUUUAUUUACAAUUUUUGAUAACAUCAGUUAUCUUUCCUUCUGAACAUCGUACCUUCCAUAAUUGUGUUGUGAAAUCUUUCUAUCUAGCUCAGAGCAUCUCCAACCAUUUUAAAACGCUUUAUAUAUAUACUGUAUCUAUAAAUAUACGUUAUUAUUUGGAGUUUUAAGUACUACUAAAUUUUUUUUCUACUCCAUCUAACUAUCCAACUUUACAUUCACUCCCAACAAAAGGCUAUUAGUAUUUUAUUUUCGAUAUAAUUUACGCAUAUAUAACCGUAAAACAUAUAAAACAUAUAAUUCUUUA
Molecule: messenger RNA, 3241 nt
Organism: Sipha flava (yellow sugarcane aphid)
Lineage: Eukaryota; Metazoa; Arthropoda; Insecta; Hemiptera; Aphididae
Product: pyrokinin-1 receptor-like
Exons: 7
Coding region: 583-2256 (557 amino acids)
Biological process (GO): neuropeptide signaling pathway
Cellular component (GO): plasma membrane
Molecular function (GO): neuromedin U receptor activity
Source: RefSeq, a predicted model, not a curated record